Cercopithifilaria johnstoni is the source of this 723-nucleotide messenger RNA. Lineage: Eukaryota; Metazoa; Nematoda; Chromadorea; Rhabditida; Onchocercidae. The record is from the annotation of a GenBank genome assembly.
AUGCCGCCGAUAGCUGCAACACGAUCUGGUCAAAAUAUUCGCCGUACAUGUAAAUUGAUGAAUGAUAUUUCAGCUUCCCCAACAGCAGCAACCAAAACACUGCCAGCAGCAUGUGGUUCAGGAAAGAACGUACAAACAAUAACGCCGUCACAUCCCAAAAACUCGAAAUUGUAUAAAACUGAACUCUGUCGAACAUGGAUGGAUUGCGGACGGUGCAAUUAUGGCGAUAAGUGUCAAUAUGCACAUGGUGAAGAGGAAAGAAGGCCAGUUUCUAGGCAUCCUAAAUAUAAGACCGAAUUCUGUCAACCUUUUCAUCAAGUCGGUUAUUGUCCGUAUGGACCGAGAUGCAAUUUCAUCCAUAACGAAGAACAGCCAUACCCUUCUUUGCAAACUCGUCGCAAUCAAAUUAAUUGCAAUGGAAAUAAUAAGGUGAAUGGUAAGAGUGGUAGCAGUGACAUCAGUGGUACAGCAACAAUAAUAACAGCUACAACAACAGCUACCACAACACUAACAUUUGGAAUCUGGCAACCAUAUUGCAGUUCAACGGGCGAUUCUCCAGCUCCCAGCUCUGCUGGUUCCAGCAAUGAUAGUUCUAUUGGUUCCGGUAGUCCAAGUUUGGAUUUCGACGAAAAUACGGGCUCUAUUGUUGCCACCAAUGACUGGGGCAGUUUUGGUGCCAAAUUCAACAAUAAUGCAAGUUUCACAGUUCAACUAAGGAUUUGA